Messenger RNA from Eremomyces bilateralis CBS 781.70, 1245 nucleotides. Its product is annotated as splicing factor 3a. Gene Ontology annotation, molecular function: zinc ion binding; nucleic acid binding. The coding region runs from base 97 to 807 and encodes 236 amino acids. The record is from RefSeq and is a predicted model, not a curated record. The transcript has 2 exons. Gene Ontology annotation, cellular component: catalytic step 2 spliceosome; U2-type prespliceosome; nucleus. Gene Ontology annotation, biological process: spliceosomal complex assembly. Lineage: Eukaryota; Fungi; Ascomycota; Dothideomycetes; Eremomycetales; Eremomycetaceae.
AUUCAAACCAUCGACCUCACCAUUUACGUUCUAGCCAGUCCUACGCUAAUAUUUCCAUUUGACUGCCGAUUGCGCUGAAACUCAUUGACCGCAGAAAUGGAUCAUCAGAAUCGAGCAGGCUCCAAAUUCGGCGGCGGAGGUGUCGCAUCUCAGUCCUCGACCAAUGCCGACCGUCGCGAGCGUCUCCGCAAACUCGCGCUCGAAAACAUCGAUCUAGAGAAAGACCCAUACAUCUUCAAGAACCAUGUGGGCAUGUUCGAGUGUCGACUCUGUCUGACAGUCCACCAAAACGACGGCUCCUACCUCGCCCACACGCAAGGACGCAAGCAUCAAACAAAUCUAGCUCGGAGAGCAGCGCGUGAGCUAAAGGAGGGGAAGGAUAAAGAGGGCGCGCUGCCGGGGAUGGCGCAGAUCCAAGUGCGGCGGAACCUUGUGAAGAUCGGGCGGCCGGGCUACAAGAUCACGAAGAUCCGCGAUCCGUUGACAAGGCAGAACGGGCUAUUGUUUCAAUUGCAGUUUCCAGAGAUCACACCAGGGAUCAAACCCCGAGUACGGUUUAUGAGCGCAUUCGAGCAGAAAGUCGACGACCCCGAUAAGUCGUAUCAGUAUUUGCUGGUGGCCGCGGAACCCUAUGAGACGUGUGCCUUCAAGCUUCAGGCGCGCGAAGUGGAUCGAAGAGAGGGCAAAUUUUUCGAGUGGUUUGAUGAGGAUAGCAAGGAAUUCUGGGUUCAGGUGUUGUUCAAGACGGAGCGCGAGGAGCGUUACAGCGGUGUUCCAGGUUUGGCACCUUCCAUGGGCAAACGAUGAAACCCUACCUAAUAGUCUCUCUACGACUAUUGGAUUUGGGAACUAUAAGAACACUCCCGAUCGGCUGGGGUCCAUUACGAUGUUAUGCAGAGGCUCCAUACUGCCUCUCGAUAUGAUAUCCACCUGGGUUGUCUCUCCACGCGGUAAACGGCGGGAGUCUGGUGAAUAAUGGGGGAAUCGAAUAGAUAUGAGGCUAGAUGGGCAUCGAGCUGCACGACGGCAAUCCGAAUGUCCUAUGAGAUAUAGCCCGUUGGCUUCGGGAUGACAAAGAAGGGGUGUAAUGACAGAUUGUAUGAGAGUCAAGGAGAGACUUUCUAGUCAAUACCAGGAUCCAGCUACCUUUCUCUCCACAAUGCAUUCUACAGCGGAAUUUGAUUAAUAUUUACUUUGCUUUGCUUGUUCAAGAAUUAGAUUAUCCCAUGCAAAAAUACUUUUGAC